Molecule: messenger RNA, 3999 nt
Organism: Dromiciops gliroides (monito del monte)
Lineage: Eukaryota; Metazoa; Chordata; Mammalia; Microbiotheria; Microbiotheriidae
Gene: TMCC2
Product: transmembrane and coiled-coil domain family 2
Exons: 5
Coding region: 520-2679 (719 amino acids)
Biological process (GO): amyloid precursor protein metabolic process
Cellular component (GO): endomembrane system
Source: RefSeq, a predicted model, not a curated record
CUCCAUGCGGGGAGGGGCGCAGCCGGGCAGGCCAGGGCUGGGGGGCUGCGGCCGGCGCCGAGGGCAGUCAAGGAGGACCUGCCCGGCUGGCUGCCCCAUGCCAUGCCCUACCUCGCCCAGGCGAGGCGGCGGGCGGGGAAGGAUGCGCCGCCGUCCACUGCAGUUUGCAGACCAGCUUUCCCUCUUGCAGCCCAUGCCCUGAAGCAGAAAGUUUGGGGACCGGGGGCUUCUAUCUUCCUUCCUGCCAAUGACUUUGCCCAAGGACUUCUGCUGCCCAGCCCUGACUGUGACCUGGCAUCUGGUAUCCAGAUCAGAAUGAAUUGCUCCAGCCAGUAACCAAGGCUCCCCCACUCCUUCAGCACCCCCUUCUUUUUUCUUUAAAUUUCCGUUUGCCAUCUUUUGUUUGUUUGGUUUUUUUAAACUCACUGCCCCCUUUCUGGGUGGGAAGGAGGGAGAACAGUUCCCCCUUAAGAAGGCAGCGCUGGAAGGGACAGAUCUCCAAACCGACCCAUAUUCAUCAUGAAGAGGUGCAAGUCUGACGAACUGCAGCAACAGCGGGAGGAGGAUGGAGCCGGGCUGGAAGAUACUGCUUGCCACCUGGCCGGCCCGGACUUGAAACCUGGAGAGGUCAUGAGUGCAAAUCCUGCUGUGGCUCCAGCGACUCCAGAUGUAGGUGCUACCAUGGCCCCCAACCCUGGCCCUCGAAGCAAGCCUCCGGAUUUAAAGAAAAUCCAGCAGCUUUCUGAGGGCUCCAUGUUUGGCCACGGCCUGAAGCAUCUGUUCCACAGUCGAAGGCGGUCCCGGGAACGGGAGCAGCAGCAGCAGCAGCAGCAGCAGCAGACAUCUCAGGACUCCCAGCAGCAGCCGCAACACGGCAUGUCAGACCAUGACUCCCCAGAUGAGAAAGAGCGCUCCCCAGAGAUGCACCGUGUCUCCUACGCCAUGUCCCUGCACGACCUGCCUGCUCGGCCCACUGCCUUCAACCGUGUGCUGCAGCAGAUCCGCUCCCGCCCCUCCAUUAAGAGGGGGGCCAGCCUACACAGCAGCAGCGGGGGCAUCGGAGGGGGUGGUGGUGGCAGUGGCAGCAGCCGCAGAACCAAGAGCAGCUCCUUGGAGCCCCAGCGGGGCAGCCCUCACCUGCUGCGUAAGGCCCCCCAAGACAGCAGCCUGACAGCCAUCUUGCACCAACACCAAUGUCGACCCCGGUCUUCUUCCACCACUGACACUGCUCUGCUGUUGACAGAGAGCAGCAAUACCUAUUUCUUGGCCGAGGAGUCAGAGGGCCUUUCUGAUAAGGCUGAAAAGGGUGACCUUGUCACACUUCCUGCUGGUCCUGGCCAUGGUGACUCUGAUGUCCCCAUCAACCUGGAUGUCCCUGAAGGGACCCCAGAUCCCCACCGGACCAAGGCCGCCAUUGAACAUCUGCACCAAAAGAUUCUCAAGAUCACAGAGCAGAUCAAGAUUGAACAGGAGGCCCGGGAUGACAAUGUGGCUGAGUACUUGAAGCUGGCCAAUAAUGCAGACAAGCAGCAGGUGUCACGCAUCAAGCAGGUGUUUGAGAAGAAGAACCAGAAAUCGGCCCAGACCAUCGCCCAGCUACACAAGAAGCUGGAGCAUUACCACAGGAGACUGAAAGAGAUUGAACAGAACGGGCCCUCCCGGCAGCCCAAAGAUGUCCUGAGGGACAUGCAGCAGGGGCUGAAAGAUGUGGGCGCCAAUAUGCGGGCAGGCAUCAGUGGCUUUGGAGGUGGCGUGGUGGAGGGUGUGAAGGGAAGCCUCUCCGGGCUCUCCCAAGUGACCCAUACGGCUGUGGUGUCCAAGCCCCGGGAAUUUGCGAGCCUUAUCCGUAACAAGUUUGGCAGUGCAGACAAUAUCGCCCACCUGAAGGACCCGCUAGAAGAUGGUCACCCGGAGGAGGCAGCCAGGGCUCUGAGUGGCAGUGCCACCCUAGUGUCCAGUCCCAAGUAUGGGAGUGAUGAUGAGUGUUCCAGUGCCAGUGCCAGCUCAGCAGGAGCAGGCAGUAACUCGGGGGCAGGGGCUGGUGGGGGACUAGGGAGCCCCAAGUCCAACACUCUGUACAGUCACCCCAACAACCUGGAUACUCUGCUGGAAGAGCUUCGGGAGAUCAAGGAGGGCCAGUCACACCUGGAAGACUCCAUGGAGGACCUGAAGGCUCAACUACAACGAGACUAUACUUAUAUGACACAGUGUCUACAGGAGGAGCGCUACAGGUAUGAGCGCCUAGAAGAGCAGUUGAAUGACCUGACAGAGCUCCAUCAGAACGAGAUGACCAAUCUGAAACAGGAGUUAGCCAGCAUGGAGGAGAAAGUGGCCUACCAGUCCUAUGAGAGGGCCCGAGAUAUCCAGGAGGCCGUGGAGUCCUGCCUGACCAGGGUCACCAAACUGGAGCUCCAGCAGCAGCAGCAGCAGGUGGUCCAGCUGGAGGGCGUGGAGAACGCCAACGCCCGGGCGCUGCUGGGCAAAUUCAUCAAUGUGAUCCUGGCGCUGAUGGCCGUGCUGCUGGUGUUCGUCUCCACCAUCGCCAACUUCAUCACGCCGCUCAUGAAGACCCGGCUCCGCAUCGCCAGCACCACCCUCCUCGUCGUCCUUCUCUUCCUCCUCUGGAAACACUGGGACUCCCUCAGCUACCUCGUGGAGCACGUGCUCCUGCCCAGCUGAAUCACCAGCCCGAGCGCUUCCCCGAGCUCCCAGGCAGCUUCUGUUCUCUAGUGGGGAGAUCUGGCCCCGCCGCCUUGGACUUCUUCGCGUGUUUGGUUCAGGCUCUCGGCCCACAUUCCUGCACUCUGUUGCCCUCCUCCCCUUCCCUUAUGUUUCAUUCAUAUCUGAUAAUGUUUCCUCCCUCCCAAGGGGAAACUCAUCCCAGGGUGGAUGGGAAGCUGACUGCUUCCCUCCCUCGGCACAGAUAUGGGAACUAUAGCAGAGUGGAGAAGAAAACCAGGGAUUCUAUUUAUUUGAUGAUUGAAAAGACGUUCAAGGUCUCUCUGCUGACCUAGAGAUGGCCCGAGAGCUCUCUGCUCUGAGCCCCAUGGGAAAGCACUCACUCUGGAGACUUCUCUUCAUUUGAUCUCAGGACAAAGAUGGGCAAGCAGACCAAAUGGGAGAGAGGAAGAAGUUCCACAGACCCCAGAGGUCGAGGAGAAGCCACUGGAGGAGAGAGAGCUUUGAAGGGGCAGGAAGUAUUCCUUAGUGCUCCAGAUGUCUGCAGGGCAAAAGGGGACCCAGAGGAGCUGGUUCCCAAGCCUGGCUCAGCCCUGUCUGCUGCAGAUCUGAACCCUGUGAUGCACAGGAUGCAGAUCGGAAGAUGAGGGACCUCUGUGUCUUGGGAAUUGUGUGCUUUUUUUUUCAACUGUUUGUCCUUUUCAUGCUGUCAUCGACCUGUCAUUUUCAGAGAAAUACAGCCCCCUCCCCACCCCCACCCCUCCAGGGCCCCAAGCCUCAGGUCUUGGGCUCCUGUGAAUUCUGUCCAUUUAUUUAUUUAUUUAUUUAAGACUGUAUUUCUUCUUCCCAUCCUGAAUUCCAGGGAGGCCCAUUCUAUAACACCCCCCACACCACCAAAGUAUCCUCUCCUUGUCUUCUUUGCCUGGAACCAGGGUCUUAUCCCUGGGGAUUCUGAUCUGGGUGGCAGUAGCACUUCUGUACAAUUUGCUUUCUGGACCCCUGAGUCUAGAGUGGGAGCAAAGUUAUCCAAUCCCCUUUACCCUAUCAGCUGGGAUAGGAGGAAUCGAGCCUUGGCCUCCAUUUUGUAUGACUAUUUAUUAUUUGUAUAUGUGUGUAUGCGUGUGUGCCUGUAUUUUUUUUUUAAGUCACUGGAGUGUUUUGUGUGGUUGCUGUUCAUGGUCCCCACCUUCCCAUUGGCGCUUCCAGGAGAAAAGGGGGUUCCUGGGAGAAUGAUAAAUGGAAUCCUCAGGGGUUUGGGGGAGCCCUGCCCACGUCCGGGGAUUUCAAGAGAAAUAAAAAAUACUUCCCUGAAUUCUCAAA